AUGCUGGGUUUUGGGGCAGCUCCAGCUCCUCCGGCUCCACCUCCUUCUUUCCUAAGGUUUAUAAGGUUUAUAACCACUCCGUAUUGGCCUCAUAGAUAUGGCAGAACCUUCUGUAGCUGUAAAAACUACCGCUGCCGCAACACUGCAACAUUCGUGUGCCAUGUUGAUGGUACUACUACUACUACUACUAAUUAUAAUAAUAGAAAUGGUGGCCAUCCCAACAACACCAAGAGGAAGCUGCGGACUACUACCAGAGCAACCUGCAGUAGCCUCAAUCAGCCAAUCGCCCUUAUUAUAGUGGCGGUGAUGGUCUUCUCCACGGCGGCCGCAACUGCAACAAAACCACCACCAUCACAACCACCAUCUGAGGAGACACUGUCGAACAUCCCACAGAUGCUUUCGGGUGAGUGUGCUUCUCCCAUCGACUGCAAGAAGGCCAGGAUCCAACGCCCAAAAUCAAGGAAGGCUGAAUCUUGCACCAUCAAGUGUGUCACCACUUGCAUUCGAGGUGGUGCUGGCUCGCCUGGCGAGGGUCCCCUCAACGCCAGAAGGCCUCUUGUGGUCUUCAAGCAAGGGUUUCGAAGCCGUCAUUACUGCCUGGUUGAGUGCUCUGACAUCUGUAAUCUAAUCAAAGAUGGUGAAGAUGGACCCUGAAUUUGAUUCCUUUAAGCAUGCAUUUAUUGUCAAUUUUUACAAAUGAU
Molecule: messenger RNA, 701 nt
Organism: Telopea speciosissima
Lineage: Eukaryota; Viridiplantae; Streptophyta; Magnoliopsida; Proteales; Proteaceae
Exons: 3
Coding region: 1-654 (217 amino acids)
Source: RefSeq, a predicted model, not a curated record